This is a messenger RNA of Paracoccidioides brasiliensis Pb18, 419 nucleotides long. RefSeq lists its product as uncharacterized. The record is from RefSeq and is a predicted model, not a curated record. The transcript has a single exon. The annotation marks the transcript as partial.
CCUUCAAACGCGACAAUGCCGGCUGCACCGUUCCUGCCAACCCGUCCGAAUUUUAUGAAGAUGCACGGAGCUCUUCCAGCUGCAAAUCCCCGGAUAAUAUAUCUACACACAAAUCUCAGAAACUCCAAGUGUCCAUUACCCUUAAAGCCAAGCAUCAGGGAGGUCAAAAUGCUUUCAUGAGACAUAAAAAAUUUAUCCGUCUACCAAAAGCCAGUAGUGGCUUUCGUCAGCACGUCUGUUGUGUGCGUGUUGAUGACGUAGUCGACCGCACGACGAGUGCUGAGGUGGCCGGCUUCAUGAAGUCUGGUGUUUUAAUUCUUUUUGACCUUUGCCAACUUUCGCAAUUGCAUCACCUUUUCCUCUCGACAAUGAGGGCUUUCACAUACUGUGACCCGUUCUCUGCAAUUGCGAUUUCAUGA